Molecule: messenger RNA, 1208 nt
Organism: Glycine soja
Lineage: Eukaryota; Viridiplantae; Streptophyta; Magnoliopsida; Fabales; Fabaceae
Product: xyloglucan endotransglucosylase/hydrolase 2-like
Exons: 3
Coding region: 106-906 (266 amino acids)
Biological process (GO): xyloglucan metabolic process; cell wall biogenesis
Cellular component (GO): apoplast; cell wall
Molecular function (GO): hydrolase activity, hydrolyzing O-glycosyl compounds; xyloglucan:xyloglucosyl transferase activity
Source: RefSeq, a predicted model, not a curated record
GUCUUCACUAAAUACUCCUCUUGGCAUAUUGUGCCCUCCCUCUUUCUAGCUAUUUCCCUCUCUUAACACAAUUAACAAAGAUAUAUCAUAUCAUAUCAUCUCCAAAUGAUGAAAAAUAUUGGGUUGUUUCUUCUUGUGGUGGUGGCUACUUUUGUGGUGGCAGCCACAGCUGGUAGCUUUUACCAAGACUUUGAAAUAACAUGGGGUGGUGAGCGUGCCAAAAUCUAUGAAAAUGGAAAUCUUCUCACCCUCUCCCUAGACAGAGCCUCUGGCUCUGGCUUUCGUUCCAAAAAAGAAUACUUGUUCGGAAAAAUUGACAUGCAGCUCAAGCUCGUGCCUGGUAACUCUGCUGGAACAGUCACUGCCUAUUAUUUAUCUUCUCUGGGGCCUACUCAUGACGAAAUAGACUUCGAGUUUUUGGGUAACUUGAGUGGUGAUCCUUAUACUCUCCACACGAACGUAUUCAGCCAAGGGAAAGGGAACAGAGAACAACAGUUCCAUCUAUGGUUCGACCCCACCAAGGACUUCCACACAUACUCCGUCCAAUGGAAUCCUGCAAGCAUCAUAUUCUCUGUGGACGGGACACCAAUAAGGGAGUUCAAGAAUUUGGAGACAAAAGGGGUUCCUUUCCCAAAGAACCAACCCAUGAGAAUAUACUCUAGCCUUUGGAACGCUGAGGAUUGGGCCACAAGGGGUGGGCUUGUGAAAACGGAUUGGAGCAAGGCCCCAUUCACAGCCUCAUACAGAAACUUCAAUGCCCUAACCUCUUCCUCCACUGGCCAAUCACUGGACGCCACGGGGCUGGCCAAGAUCCAUUGGGUGCAAAAGAAUUACAUGAUUUACAACUAUUGCACUGAUAUUAGACGUUUCCCACAAGGCCUCCCUCCAGAAUGUUCCAUUGCUUGAGAAUGUUCAUUAUUCAAUUCAAUGUUGCAUAUUAUUAUAUAUAAAAAAAAAAUGGUCCCCAUAUACGUGACACGUGUAUGCCUAUUACGUUGAUUUACUUUCUUGUAUAAACUAAUGUAACUAAAACUAUGAUUAUUGUUGGUUGGUUUGUGCUUUAAUUUGUUGAGCACUACUCCAUUGUUUGUGAUCACAAAAGAUGAUUAUAGCCUGCAAAAUUAUAUUCAUGCCCGUGUAUAUGUGCUGAAAUUGUAAAGUAUCUUCAUUAAUAAAAUUGUUGGAGUUAAAAAGUUUAUGGAGUUUCA